CGCUUUUCUGGCAACUCUGCAGACUCGGCAAAACAAAAUAGUGGAGAAGCGUAAAAAAAAUAUAUUUUCUUGAAAUGAGUCUUGAAAUGAGCAACACAAAUGGAGGAAAUGGCAUCCAGCGCUCCCACGACAAGCGCGAGAUGCUCUGUCUCCUGAAACUGCUUAAAAAAUACCAACUGAAGAGCACAGAGGAGCUGCUUUGCCAGGAGGCCAAUGUGAGCGCCGCGGAUCUGGCGGCAAUCAGCGAAACAGAUGUACAGCAGGUACUCGGCGCUGCUUUGGGGCUGGGCGACGGUGAGAGAGAGGCGCCCCGGCCUGCUCCGGUGGAAACAAAACAAACGGCGGUGACAGAGGCCAACGCGGCGGAGGCACUGGCGAAAUUCAUUGGGGACGACAGCUUCGACGCCCAGCAGCACGAGCAGGCCUACGAAGAUCUGCGCUCAUUUGUAGAGGAUUCGUUGGACAUAUAUAAGCACGAGCUGUCUAUGGUACUGUAUCCCAUAUUGGUGCAAAUCUAUUUCAAGAUGCUCGCCAUCGGACAAAAGGAAAAGGCGCGCGCUUUCAUCGAGAAGUACAAAUCGGAUCUCGACGGCUACUACAUAGAGGGGCUGUUCAACUUGCUGAUGCUGUCCAAGCCGGAGGAGCUGCUGGAGAACGAUCUGGUCGUUGCCAUGGAAAUGGACAAGUUCGUCAUUCGGAUGUCCAGGGACUCCCAUUCGCUGUUCAAGCGCCACAUCCAGGAUCGCAGGCAGGAGGUGGUAGCCGAUAUCGUGUCCAAGUACUUACAUUUUGAUACCUAUGAGGGCAUGGCUCGGAAUAAGCUGCAAUGCGUGGCCACAGCAGGAUCCCACAUCGGAGAGGCCAAGAGGCAGGACAACAAGAUGAGGGUGUACUAUGGCCUGCUCAAGGAGGUGGACUUUCAGACGCUGACCACUCCGGCGCCGGCCCCAGAAGAGGAAGACGAUGAUCCGGAUGCACCAGAUCGUCCCAAGAAGAAAAAGCCCAAAAAGGAUCCGCUGCUGUCCAAGAAGUCCAAGUCGGAUCCAAAUGCUCCCUCCAUUGACAGGAUACCCUUGCCUGAGCUCAAGGACUCCGAUAAGUUGCUCAAGCUAAAGGCCCUGAGGGAAGCCAGCAAACGCAUGGCCCUCGGCCGAGAUCAGCUUCCCUCCGCUGUCUUCUACACGGUACUCAACUCCCAACAGGGUGUCACGUGUGCCGAGAUCUCCGAGGAUUCCACAAUGGUUGCCUGCGGAUUUGCCGACUCGAGCAUCAGGAUAUGGUCGCUGACGCCCGCCAAGCUGCGCACCCUCAAGGAAGCCGAGGCUCUGAGGGAACUCGACAAGGAGUCUGCGGAUAUCAAUGUGCGCAUGUUGGACGACCGCAGUGGGGAAACAACAAGGAACUUCCUGGGCCACACAGGGCCUGUCUAUCGCUGUGCCUUUGCGCCCGAAAUGAACCUGCUCCUAUCCUGCUCCGAGGACAGCACCAUACGAUUGUGGUCGCUUCUCACGUGGUCCUGUGUGGUGACCUACCGCGGCCAUGUCUAUCCCGUCUGGGAUGUUCGGUUUUCCCCGCACGGAUAUUAUUUUGUUUCAUGCUCGUACGACAAAACGGCUCGCUUGUGGUCUACAGACUCCAAUCAGGCGCUCAGAGUCUUUGUUGGCCACCUAUCAGACGUGGACUGCGUUCAGUUUCAUCCCAAUUCCAAUUAUGUGGCCACUGGCUCUAGCGAUCGGACUGUGCGGCUCUGGGACAACAUGACCGGCCAGUCGGUGCGUCUAAUGACGGGUCACAAGGGAUCUGUCAGUGCCCUUGCCUUCUCCACCUGUGGACGCUAUCUAGCCUCUGGCUCCAUCGACAGCACCAUCAUCAUCUGGGACUUGUCGAAUGGCUCUCUCGUGACCACCUUACUGAGGCACACCAGCACUGUGACGACGAUAACCUUCAGCCGCGAUGGAACACUCCUGGCUGCUGCUGGCCUGGACAACAACCUGACCCUCUGGGACUUCCACAAGGUCACCGAUGACUACAUCAGCAAUCACAUUACGGUGUCGCACCAUCAAGAUGAGAACGACGAGGAUGUCUACCUGUUGCGCACAUUCCCCAGUAAGAACUCGCCCUUUGUCACCCUGCACUUUACGCGCCGCAAUCUCCUCAUGUGCGUGGGACUCUUCAAGAGUUAGGAUCACAGUUUAGCUUAGUCCAUAUACAUACGUAACGUAGUCUUAAGGAUUCAGAUGAUUUUUCAUCAUAUAAAGUUGGCAUUUGGUCUGAUUAUCAAAUUAAACUCCACCUGAUUUAUACUGUAUGC
Molecule: messenger RNA, 2311 nt
Organism: Drosophila obscura
Lineage: Eukaryota; Metazoa; Arthropoda; Insecta; Diptera; Drosophilidae
Gene: Taf5
Product: transcription initiation factor TFIID subunit 5
Exons: 1
Coding region: 75-2183 (702 amino acids)
Biological process (GO): transcription initiation at RNA polymerase II promoter
Cellular component (GO): transcription factor TFIID complex
Molecular function (GO): protein binding; RNA polymerase II general transcription initiation factor activity
Source: RefSeq, a predicted model, not a curated record